CAGCGGCUAAGGGAGUCACGUGAGAGUGGGCGGUGGACGCAGAAACCAGGCUUCUGCGUCUCUAUGGUUGUCAGAGGUGGCCGGCAUUUCCCGAGUUGCUGCUGAAGCUGGAGCGUGGACGGGAUGUUUCGUCUUAACACCCUUUCUGCAUUGGCAGAACUAGCUGUGGGCUCUCGAUGGUACCAUGGAGCAUCACAGCCCACACAGAGCAAACGAAGACUCAUGAUGGUGGCUUUCCUGGGAGCAUCUGCAGUAACUGCAAGUACUGGUCUCUUAUGGAAAAAGGCUCAUGCAGAAUCUCCGCCGUGUGUCAAUGGCAAAAAGACUGACACUGAUGAUAAAGGGAAGAAUAAAGAUGAAGGGGAAGUCUGCAACCAUGAAGGAAGGUCUGCAGAUGCUGAGGCCGAGCUUAAUCCAGAAGAGAAGAAGAAGAAGCGCUCUGGAUUUAGAGACAGAAAAGUGAUGGAAUAUGAGAAUAGGAUCCGAGCCUACUCCACACCAGACAAAAUUUUCCGCUAUUUUGCCACCUUGAAAAUAAUCAGUGAGCCUGGUGAAGCAGAAGUGUUUAUGACUCCACAGGACUUUGUGCGCUCCAUCACACCCAAUGAAAAGCAGCCAGAGCACUUGGGCCUGGAUCAGUAUAUAAUAAAGCGCUUUGAUGGCAAGAAAAUCGCCCAGGAGCGGGAGAAGUUUGCUGAUGAAGGCAGUAUCUUCUAUACCCUUGGAGAAUGUGGCCUUAUCUCCUUCUCUGACUACAUUUUCCUUACAACUGUUCUUUCCACUCCUCAGAGGAAUUUUGAAAUUGCUUUCAAGAUGUUUGACUUGAAUGGAGAUGGAGAAGUAGACAUGGAGGAGUUCGAGCAGGUUCAGAGCAUCAUUCGCUCACAAACGAGCAUGGGCAUGCGUCACAGAGAUCGUCCCACUACUGGGAACACCCUCAAGUCUGGCUUGUGUUCAGCCCUCACAACCUACUUUUUUGGAGCUGAUCUCAAAGGAAAACUGACCAUCAAAAACUUCCUGGAAUUUCAGCGUAAACUUCAGCAUGACGUUCUGAAGCUGGAGUUUGAACGCCAUGACCCUGUAGAUGGGAGAAUCACUGAGAGGCAGUUUGGUGGCAUGUUGCUGGCCUACAGUGGAGUGCAGUCCAAGAAGCUGACCGCCAUGCAGAGACAGCUGAAGAAGCACUUCAAAGAGGGGAAGGGCCUGACUUUCCAGGAGGUAGAGAACUUCUUCACUUUCCUGAAGAACAUUAAUGAUGUGGACACUGCAUUGAGCUUUUACCACAUGGCUGGAGCAUCUCUCGAUAAAGUGACCAUGCAGCAAGUGGCCAGGACGGUAGCGAAAGUAGAACUCUCAGAUCAUGUGUGUGACGUGGUGUUUGCACUCUUUGACUGUGACGGCAAUGGGGAGCUGAGCAAUAAAGAGUUUGUUUCCAUCAUGAAGCAGCGGCUGAUGAGAGGCCUGGAGAAGCCCAAGGACAUGGGCUUCACCCGUCUCAUGCAGGCUAUGUGGAAAUGUGCCCAAGAAACUGCCUGGGACUUUGCUCUGCCCAAAUAGUAUCCCACCUCCCACGCCCUUAGCACCCUGGACCCCCUGGAAUAGCCCUUCAUGCUGCUGCUGCUUCUGGGAGUAGUAGCCCUGACCCCCAUCUUUUUCUGGGAGUGACUUCUGGGCUAAUCUGGCUUCCCUCUACACCCUUUUGCUAGGCUCCGAGUCUGCAGUCAGUUCAAAGGUUCUGAAAAACCUUGAACAAGUCUUAAAAGUGGAGACCUUAGCUCCUUUAACAAGUGCCCUGUGGGGAAAGAAUGAAUGCAUGGGCCCUUCCCAAUACCUGCCAGCCCUGAGAGGCAUCUCACCCUCCAGCCUUUCUCGAUGUGGAUUUAUAUUAAUGAGAACAUUACCUGCUCUUCCUCCUCCUCCUUUUUUUUUUUUUUUUUUUUUAGCUGCAAGUUUGAAAAUACUCUGGCAGACAAAAGGAAAUCUGUGAUGAAUGAUAAUGAAGAUGACCCUGUCACCCUGAGCUGGCAGGAAGCCUGGCCAGAAGACGUAUCUAGACGUGGUGACUCCAGGAAGCCUUGUGUUCCCAGCAGAAUUCCAGAUUCAAAGUAGCUGUUUCAUGGUUCUCUAUGCUCUCAGGCCCUGAGAUGUCUCUGGGACCCUGCCUCACCUAACCUCCUUGUAUCACCUUCCCUCUCUACGGAGCCCAGACCCAGCUCAGAGUCUAUUUGCCCCAUGUCUAAAAUAUCACUUUAACUAUAACAGUUUGCAGUAAAUAUCCCCAAGGGCUCUUGUGUCCUUUCUUUUUAGGCCUUUUCUCUGGGCUCAUUUCAUUUUGUGUUUGUAGCAAUAGACCAUGUUUUUCUAGCCAGAAGCUGCAACUUUCUCAUCACAAGUAACUUGAGGCAGGGACAAAAAGUAAAGGUGCUUGGACAUUAGGGUGACCAUGUCCCAUCUCAGUUGGAGUGAAAUUUUCUUGAGGAUUAUAGUACAUGGUCCCUGACAAGAAAUUUACUUGUGGAUAGACUAUAAGCAUCCAGCAUGGUGGACCUGCAUUUUCAGAUCAAUAGCAACAGUGUCUGGUGGACUCAGCUCUGCCACUCACUCAGUGUGCUGCUGAGCUAGUCAUCUGUUCCCCAUCUGUUCCCUCAGCUAUUAAGUGGCAAGUUGAGCUAAAGGCACCCUAAGUUCCUUCCCAUGAGCCUCUGUUUCAGCUCUCCAGAACCUCUGGGUUCUGCCUCAGCUUGGCAUUCCACCCUAACCCAGAACACAGCCAGGUUUUACUAGGCAGCAAGAGCUAGGACCUCUGCCCAUACCUGCACAGGAAGGCAAAAGCCAGCACUUCCUCCAGGACCUCCUCCCUUCCACUUCUGAGAACGCUUGCCUCUCACUGAGUCAGCUGCUUCCUGCUCCUUAGACUCACUGUCUUCUCCACUCUGCCUGGCCUCUAAGUGUAAGCUUGGCUUGCUGGCUGCUCUAAACCUGAGGCAUCAGCGCAGUAUAAGUGGUUCCAAAUUUGUCCCAGAACCCAUGCAUGCUCUCUCCCCUGUUCCCCUUCUCCAGAAGUCCAUCCUUGGCCUGGGUGGGACAUUCACUUCUCUCCACAAGCAGAGUUCUUCAGGGAACAGCUGGGCUUUCUUAGCCUGAGGUUCAGUGUGAUCCAAGGAGACAAGAGGAGGAAUCCUAGAGACUGUUGCUAAGCAAAGGGAACUUAAGAAUGUGCCAUAGGUUCUGUUUUGUUUUCAAUAAUUUCAGUUGCUUCCCCCUACCUAGCUAUGACACUCUAGAAGCUAAAGGAGAGACAUGGACAGUAGCUGCUGCCACACAGUGAAGAAGGGACAUUAUGGGCCGGUGACCCUGUUGCUGUGGCUGUGCACCCUCUGCAAGGCUUACACAGACAGACCAAACCCACAGGGGCCAUGAGAAGCCUCAGAAAGUCAGACUGAAGCUGGCUUAGCUGUGGGCUUCCAUCGCCACCUGCUGGCAGAACAGCUCAGUUCAGAGAGAGUAGCUGUCAUGCUGGGUGGCUUGCAGCAUGGCAGAAGGAACUAUGAAGAAAGGAUCUAACUGCAGUUGAAAGAGGGGGAUAAUAUUAAAGUACUGGCUUCUGGCUUUAGAGUACCAGUGUUAAAUUAGUAAACGUGUGUUCUUCAUGCUGUUCUAGCUGCCAGCUGCUGUGGACCAGGCUUUGACCAAGGUCUUCCAGGAGCAUGCAUCCUAGAGAGGAAAACAGGGAGAGUUCCUCAGUAUAGAGAACCAGCCUGCCAUCUGAUCCCCACCUGCUUGUUCACAGCAGGCCUGCAGAAGUGGGAUUUGAGGUGUUUGGAGUCUGUUUGUUGUAUUAAAUAGACCUGUGAGUUGAGUAGGCGCUCCAAAGACAGAGAGGCAGGAGGGCCAUGCAGAAGCUGAGCAUGCAAAGGUCCAAAAGCCAAGUCCAUCUUGGAAAUGAGUGCAGAAUUGCUAGCAUGGAUUAGAGAGUGUUUUUUAAUUAUGAUAGCCAAGUGUGGCAAGUAUGGUAGCACAUGUCUGUAAUCCCAGAAAUGGGGGGUGGGGGUGGCAUAGGCAUUUUGAGAUCAGAGCCAACCUGCACUAGAUAGUGAAACUGUCUCAAGCAAAGGGGGGAAAUGAAGAUAAUGGUCAUAAAAAGUAAGUCAGGAACAAUCGUGGUGAACAUUUGAGACUGAGGGUAUAGCUCAGUGGUAGAGUUUGUGUCAGCACGCCAGAGGCCCUGAGUGCAACCACGAGUAUUACCCAGUGCUCAGAACUGGACAUAAUAAUGGUUGUGCCAUUUAUGGAGGCAGUGAGAAGCUCACUGACAACAUGAACUCAGUAUGCACGGUGUCCUGGGUUUGGAUCCUAGCACCAUAAAAAAAGGACAUAAAGGGAAAUUAAGUCAUUUCUAGCGGGGCAGUGGUAGCACACACCUUUAAUCCCAGCACUCAGGAGGCACAUGCCUUGUAUCCAGAGGCAGAAGCAGGAGGAUUUCUGUGAGUUCAAGGCCAACCUGUCUACAGAGUAAGUUUUAGGACAGCCAGGGCUAUUUAGAGACCCUGUCUUAAAUAAAUGGAUGGAUGGAUAAAUAACUAUAAUCUUUGAUUCUUACUUGCAAAAGAUAGUCUGACAAUAUGCUGAGUACCUGCCUCAACAGGCUGUAGGGAGAUGGAGAGAGAGUUACAGGACUAGGGAGAUGUCUUAGCAAAUAAGCACUUGCCACACAGGCCUGACAGCAUGAAUUUAGGUUUGGAUCCUCCAAACUCAGUAACAGAAGAGACUCUAAUUUCAGCUGAGCCUCUCCUGUGGGCUGGAAGGUAAAGACAGAAGAAUGCUGCAAAGCUCAGGGACUAGUUCUCUUAGCAUAUGCAGCAGUGAACCCUAUCUCAAGAUGGCAGGUAAGGGCUGGCACCCAAAAUUAUCUUUUGACCUCCACAUACAUGCACUGGAGUAUGUGUGCCUGAACACAUAUGGUAACGAAGAGAAAGUAACAUAAGUGUAAAUAAACUUGGGGUUACAGGCAUGUGCCACCAUAGGCAGUUGUGAAUAGUGCUGGGGACUGAACCCAUAGCUUCGUGCAUGCUAGGCAAGCACUCUACCAACUGAGCUACAUGUCCAAUGUUAGGAAUUUUUAAAUGCAUAAAAUUACCAAUAAUAGCAUAAAAAGUAGUAUUGGGAGGUGGGGGAAAGAUUGGGUGAUGGCGGCACACGCCUUUAAUCCCAGCACCUGGGAGGCAGAGGCAGAUACAUCUUUGAAUUCCAGGACAGCCUGGUCUACAGAGUGAGUUCCAGGACAGCCAAGGCUACACAGAGAAACCCUGUCUUGGAAAAAAAAAAAAAUACUGUGAGCAACUCUGUGCCAAUAAAUUUGAAAUUACUGUUUCCUAGAAGAUAUCUUUACCAGAUAGACAUAAAGAGAAAAAUCCAAGUAGCCUAAUCACAAUAAAUGUAAUCCAUAAAAAAUUAUCACAAAAAUGCCAAACACGGAGAAAUGCAACUAUGGGACCCUGUAAUCCCCAGUAAAAAGUUGGGAUAGCCAUAUUAACUAGGAGCCACUGAGGGCUCUCAAGUGGGAGAAUGCUGUAAUAUACUUAGGUUUCCUAGUGCUGAGGUUGGAACCCACCACCUUGUGCUGGGCUGCACUCCCAAGACCAGUCCUGCAUUUUUGAAGUCCGUUUUCUUGAAAUGCAUUAGGGUUUCAGUGAAAUCCACAAUGAGUCUUAAGCCCCACUAGAACAGUGAUUCUCAACCCUCCUAGUGCUAUGACCCUUUAAUACAGUUCCUCAGGGUGUGGUGAUGCCCAACCAUAAAAUUUCUUUUAUUGCUACUUCAUAACUGUAAUUUUACUGCUGUUCUGAAUCGUGAUUGAGAUGUCUGUUUUCUGAUGGUCUUAUGAAGGGUUGUUUGACCCCCCCCCAAAAGGGAUUGUGACCCACAGGUUUGGAACCACUGCCCUAGAAACUUCUAUCAGGCUGCAAAGCUGGAAGGAAGUGAACAGGUUUAGGAGUAGGUGAGGUCACAGAGUUAUGUGACUGGAGAAGGGGCAAGCAUGAGGUGUGAAACAUGGAGGCUAGCUAGGUUGUCAGUCAUUUGUGAUAAAAGCAGACUUGUGAUUGGGUAACAGUGUUAUAUGGUUGCUCUUUGUGGCCCUGCAAAGCUGAGAGAAGAGCCAGGAUCUACCAGAAGAUGAGCCAUUCUUCGGAAUGUGCAGGUUGGAGCUUCAGAGGUGGCUGAGCAGUUAAGAACAUUUGUUCUUGAAGAGAAUCCAGAUUCAGUUCACAGCAACUACAUGGCAGCUGUCUAGGACUACAGUUCUAGGGCAUCUGAAGCCCUCCCUCUUUAAAUAGCCAAGGAUACCAGGCGUGCCUGUGGUACACACAUAUAUGCAGGCAAAACAUGCACACAACAUAAAUAUUUAAAAAAGAAUGUAGAGGUGCCUGCAAGGCAUUGAGAGAAGUAUCCUGUAGGUAGGCCAUUGUAAGGGUACAAACCCAGGAAAGAUGAUCAACAAUGGAAGUCUCCCCAAGUUAUACUCCCAAUUUCAAGGCCAGCCACCAACCCAUUAGCACAUGAGCUCUCUGGGGUUGGCUUCCAACUGUAAAGUACUGAUAGCUGCUCCACAUCUCUCUCAAGGGAAACUGGGAUAAAGGUUGAAACAAAAGGACUUUAAAUUUAAAAAUAAUUACUUAUGAUGAACUAGCCAGGAGACAGGCCAACUUUGGUAGAAGUGUGACUGCUAUGUGCCUGUCUCUCUAGCAUCCAGAGACCAGUGCGGAGCUCAAGAUGUGCCAGAGGAUAUAUUUGUGAGUCUACAAAGAACUGAUUUGCCUGUGAGGUAGUCCAUGCCUAUAAUCUCAGCACCCUGCCAGAGUAAGGCAGGAGGAUCACCACAAAUCUGAGGCCAGCCUAGACUUCAUAGCCUCUAAAAAUAAAGUUUUUCUGUUUUUCCA
Molecule: messenger RNA, 6938 nt
Organism: Psammomys obesus (fat sand rat)
Lineage: Eukaryota; Metazoa; Chordata; Mammalia; Rodentia; Muridae
Gene: Micu1
Product: mitochondrial calcium uptake 1
Exons: 12
Coding region: 124-1557 (477 amino acids)
Biological process (GO): mitochondrial calcium ion homeostasis; calcium import into the mitochondrion
Cellular component (GO): uniplex complex
Molecular function (GO): calcium ion binding
Source: RefSeq, a predicted model, not a curated record